AUGUCCUCCGGUGAUGCCUCGGAGCUGAGUCGGCGUGUGAGCGUGCUUUCUUGGGAUCAGGUGCGGCGUUUGGACUCCAUCCUGGGCGAGAGCGUUCCGAUCCACGGCCGAGGAAACUUCCCCACGCUGUCCGUGCAGCCCCGACAGAUCGUUCAGGUGGUCAGGGCUCGACUGGAGGAGCGGGGCGUGGUGGUACGUGAUGUCAAGCUAAAUGGCUCAGCGGCCAGCCAUGUGCUUCAUGAGGACAAUGGCCUUGGCUACAAAGACCUGGACUUGAUUUUUGGCCUGAGCCUGACUGACGACAAAACAUUCCGGCUGGUGAAGGACGUGGUGCUGGACUGCCUGGUGGAUUUUUUGCCUGAAGGGGUGUGCAGGGAGCGAAUAACAGCUAUUGCCCUGAAGGAGGCGUACGUCCAGAAAUUGGUGAAAGUUUGCAAUGACACCGAUCGUUGGAGCCUCAUCUCCCUGUCCAACAACACCGGAAAGAACGUGGAACUGAAGUUUGUGGACUCCCUGCGGAGGCAGUUUGAGUUCAGUGUUGACUCCUUCCAGAUCACUCUGGACUCAUUGCUGCUCUUCGAUCGCUGCUCGGAGACAGCCAUGUCUGAAACCUUCCACCCCACAGUGCAGGGGGAGAGCAUGUACGGAGACUUUGAGGAAGCUUUGGGUCACCUUCGCUCCAGGACUAUCGCCACCCGCAGCCCAGAAGAGAUCCGAGGCGGAGGGCUGCUCAAGUACUGCCACCUCCUGGUACGAGGCUUCCGGCCAUCCUCUGAGUCUCAGAUAAAACAGAUGCAGCGCUACAUGUGCUCACGCUUCUUCAUCGACUUCCCCGACAUAAACGAGCAGCAUAGAAAACUGGGGGCGUAUCUGCAGAACCACUUUGCGGGCAUGGAGCACAAGCGCUACGAUUACCUGGUGACGCUGAGGCGGGUGGUGGAUGAGAGCACUGUGUGUCUGAUGGGCCACGAGCGCCGACAGACACUGGCACUUAUUUCCGCACUGGCACUGCGAGUAAUGGCUGAACAGAAUGCUAUCCCCGCUCUGUCCAACAUCACCUGCUACUAUCAGCCCGCUCCCUAUGUCAGAGAUGUCAACUUCAGCAACUACUAUGUGGCACAAGUUCAAUCACCAGUGCCUACGUGUAGUAACUCUUAUCAGACGUGGCUGCCUUGCAGCUGAGCAAUGACUUUUAGGAUGUCUGAAAAGC
Messenger RNA from Scomber japonicus (chub mackerel), 1210 nucleotides. It is a transcript of the gene tent5bb, whose product is annotated as terminal nucleotidyltransferase 5Bb. The transcript has 2 exons. The record is from RefSeq and is a predicted model, not a curated record. NCBI's taxonomy places the organism in Eukaryota, Metazoa, Chordata, Actinopteri, Scombriformes, Scombridae. Gene Ontology annotation, molecular function: poly(A) RNA polymerase activity; RNA binding. Bases 1 to 1182 code for a protein of 393 amino acids. Gene Ontology annotation, biological process: mRNA stabilization.